AUGGCACCUCAAAAGCUCGGUAACUCUGUUGGCACUGCUGUAAACGAGGACGGACUUGCUAGUUGCGAGUAUGUGAGAUUGGGGAAAACGGGUAUGACUGUUUCCAGAGUAUGUCUCGGAUGCAUGAGUUACGGAAGUGAUAAAUGGCAAAACUGGGUAUUGAAUCCAGAAGAGUCGUUGAAGCUCAUUAAAUAUGCAUGGGAUAAGGGUGUUAACUUCUGGGAUACUGCUAACAUGUACUCCAAUGGUGAAUCUGAAAUCGUCGUUGGAGAAGCACUCAAACGAUUCAACAUCCCUCGAGACCAAGUGGUCAUCGCAACAAAAGUAUACAACCCAACCAUUGAGGGAAACCCGGGUGCCCGAAACAUGGGUGUCGCAUACGACAAACCACCAAUGAUCAACAAGGCUGGCCUGUCACGCAAACAUAUCAUGGAUGCGUGUGAUGCUAGUUUGAGAAGGUUGGGAACCAGUUAUAUUGAUUUAUAUCAGAUACAUCGAUUUGACAGAAACACGCCUAUUGAGGAGACAAUGGAGGCGUUGCAUGAUCUUGUAAAGAUGGGCAAGGUUCGAUACAUCGGAGCCAGUUCCAUGUGGGCUCAUGAAUUCGUCAUGAUGAACGCAUGUGCUGAGAAGAAUGGGUGGACAAAGUUCGUCUCGAUGCAGAACUUUUACAAUCUGAUCUAUCGUGAGGAAGAGCGAGAAAUGAAUGCUUAUUGUAAGAAGGAAGGAAUUGCUCUUAUUCCAUGGUCACCACUUGCAUUCGGUGUCCUCGCCGCUAAGGAUUCAGGCUCUUUACGAUCUCAAAACCGUCAAUGGCGCGUCACCAAAGAAGAUGAAGCAACAUUGACAGUACUGAAGAGUGUUGCUGCCAAACAUGGUACCAGCCCAUCUGUUAUUGCCUUGGCUUGGUUGUACUCCAAGUCUGAGAUCACGUCUCCUAUUGUUGGAAUCAACAAGGAGAGGUACUUGGAUGAUGCACUUGAUGCCCAAAAAGUCAAGCUCUCUGCUGAAGAGAUCAAGUCUUUGGAGAAACCGUACAGAAACAGACCAGUUAUCGGACAUUUGUAG
This is a messenger RNA of Synchytrium microbalum, 1068 nucleotides long. RefSeq lists its product as uncharacterized. NCBI's taxonomy places the organism in Eukaryota, Fungi, Chytridiomycota, Chytridiomycetes, Synchytriales, Synchytriaceae. The coding region runs from base 1 to 1068 and encodes 355 amino acids. The transcript has 11 exons. The record is from RefSeq and is a predicted model, not a curated record. Gene Ontology annotation, molecular function: oxidoreductase activity.